AGUGAGAAGCUGGUUUUGUGCUGUGCUUUUACAAGAAAAGCCUAGCUGCAUUAACUCUUACUAAAACAAGCACCUAGACAACUUAAACACAAUCCAGAAAUCCAGUGAUGGAGGUCAACUCCACAGAAGCCAGCAGCAGCUCCCAGGGAGGCACCGGCUGUCUGGAUCUUACCCCUGUCACCUUCACUGAAACGAUGACUUUCACAGAAGUGGUGGCAGAAGAGGAGUUGGGAUCCUUUUACUACUCCUUUAAGACAGAGCAGCUGGUGACUCUUUGGAUUCUCUUUAUUGUCACAAUUGCUGGAAAUGCUGUUGUACUCUUCUCUACCUGGAGGAGGAAGAGGAAAUCUCGAAUGACGUACUUUGUUACUCAGCUGGCAAUAACAGAUUCAUUCACAGGACUCAUCAACAUAAUGACUGACAUCAUCUGGCGCUACACCGGAGAUUUUAUGGCCCCUGAUAUCGUUUGCAGGGUCGUUCGCUACUUCCAGGUGGUCCUUCUCUAUGCCUCAACUUACGUCCUUGUGUCACUAAGCAUAGACCGGUAUCAUGCCAUUGUUUAUCCCAUGAAGUUCUUGCAAGGAGAAAGGCAGGCAAAAGUGCUUAUUGGAGUGGCCUGGACCCUCUCUUUCCUGUUUUCCAUACCAACUCUGAUUAUUUUUGGGAAACGGCAGCUCUCCAAUGGGGAAGUGCAGUGCUGGGCUCUCUGGCCUGAUGACUCCUACUGGAUCCCCUACAUGACAGUUGUGGCUUUCCUGGUGUAUUUCAUUCCUCUGAUCAUUAUCAGCAUCAUAUACUCAAUUGUGAUUCGGACCAUCUGGAUGAAGAGCAAAGCUCAGGCUGUCAUCAUAUCCAGCUGUCCUGGUGGCAAAACCUCCAGUGGCUAUAGCAGUCGUGGAUUCAUAUCCAGGGCAAAGGUGAAGGCAAUCAAGUACAGCAUUGUAAUUAUCCUUGCAUUUAUUCUCUGUUGGAGCCCUUACUUUCUUUUUGAUAUCCUGGACAACUUCAACAUACUCCCUGAGACCAAAGAGCGCUUUUACGCAUCUGUGAUUAUUCAGAACCUGCCAGCCUUGAACAGUGCCGUCAACCCCCUCAUCUACUGCUUCUUCAGCAACAGCCUCUGCCCCCCUUCUGAGGAAAGAAGAACUCAAAGGCUGGGGGGGACUUCUCGGGAAAGGAGUGAUGGAGAGCAGGAGAUGCAGGUCCUGUCAAAACCAGAAUACAUCUAGCACAGAUAAUGUUCUGCAAAGCUACACUGACACCUGUACAGAGGAAAAGAAAGGUCCCCCACAAGUCCUGUACACUCUAAAGUGGAUGGCACUGACUGGCAAGAGCCUGCACGUUGUGCUCUAAUAGCAUGUGUAUUUUGGGUGGGCACUGCAGCUUCAUCAAUUGCACACUGCCAGUGCCAAGCUCAGUAUGAGAGGUUUGCAUGCCUCUGUUGUGAGGCUUCAUCUUGACCCUCUGUUUAAAGCAAGCUGUAAUCUAUGUGCUCCAAACAGAAGAAAUAAUUGUCAAUGGUGUCUAGUCAGAGUCUUCUCUAUUUUUCAGGAGUCACUAAAAGCCAUGUACUGCACUAUCUGGCUGUUAUAACAGAUAGAGAUGUUUACAAGCAAUUACACAGCAAGGACCCCAGUUAAAAUGAAAACAAAGGCACUUUUCCAAUGAGAAAACACCACUGUCACUCUAUGUAAUUGUAUCUGGGUUUCAUACAGAACCACUUACAAAGUCAUACCAGAGAAGAGGGAAUAAAGUGCUCAGAUACUGCCUGCCACAUCAUCUGGCCCAGCUUCUCAGCUCACACCAGCAGCACUGCCCCUGUAUCUCUUCCUCCCCUUCCAGUGUGAUAUUUCCCUGCUGUCCUACCUUGACACAUCAGUGGUACCCCAGUGUCCCAGCAGGACUCAUACAUGACACAUCUGGACAGCCAUUUAUUUCUGGACUACUAGCAAAUGAUUCACCAGCCCCUCGCAGACCCCAUGGUGCACUCCAUGUGCAGAUCCUUCCACACUUCUGUGGCAAAGGCCCUGAGCAGCCUCUUCAGGAUCCUAUGGGGAGCUGCCAUGAAGGGCACUUAGUGGGUGCAGAUCUCUCUCACCACCCACACAGCAGCGUUUUCCUAUCCCAUACCCCCUGUAAAUCAUCCCUGCCACUUAAAUCAUGCGGGAACCACACACAUCUUUGCACAAACUCAAAGUUGGAAAAAGACCCAAGCAAAACCAUGAAACUCAAAUUACAUUUAGGAAAAAUAAUCUGUUGAUGGUCCAGUCUUGUGAACUCAUUGUAGCUUUCACAGAGAGCCAAUAGGCAGAACUUUGCUCCUGUGCAUCCAAGCACCUGGGCAUGCCCUUUCCCGAGCUCUUUGGGCAUCUUCCAACCACACUGUUCUAAAAUGGAGGAAAAAAUUUCUCAUGCAGGUGAGGGGGUGAUAAACUCCAAUGUUCCUUUAACUACAAGGCAGCUUGAAAUGUUUGUAUUAAAAAUUAACUCUAACCAGCUAUGUGGCAACUGAGUUUAUUUCCUCUCAGUGAAAAAAUUAUUCUUUCUUAAGUGGACUCAGUUUAAAAAGGAGUUUUUAUUAUUACGAUCUUUUGCAAUGAGUUUGUUUCCUCUAAAGCAAGAACUGAAUAAAAUUUAUUUAUAAUUGCCUAUAUUACAAAAAUACUUUUUCCUAAGUAGGAGAUAUAUAAAAUCAUGGGGUUUUAUAUUCUCAGGAAAAUAAAUAAGGUAUCUCUCUUUAUUACCAUGAAGUUCUGUUAUUUAGACUCUAUGUCUAAAUUUUGCUGCUGCUUAAUUAAAACUAUGAAUCUACAGCAGCCUUUACAGCAGCAAGCCUGGAUAGGCUGUAUAUAAGAACCAGGCAAUAUGUUUUUCCCAUGGGCAUGCAAUAACUUCCCUAAAAUUGGACUGCUUUGUUUCAGCUUCACAGAUUGUGGAUUUCAGCUUUUUCAUCUGAUAAAUGUACACUCACUACCUACUUUUGAGCAAUUAAUGGAGUUUUUAGACUUAAUACCUGCAAAUCAGAUAACAUUUCCAAGCAGUACUUUGAUUUGCAAAUUUAGUAUGACUCAAUCCCCCCAAAAGUUACGUAAUAUUUACUGGGGUUACCACAUGAAUUAUCCCAUCCAUCUAAAUUUAGCAUAUGCAUGAAUAAAUGUAAGACUGUGGACUGAAAUAAAAUCAUCAUUCAUUUGUUUUCAAAGAAACAGCCUUUGUUUCAUUCAUUAUUGUACUAUGUACCAUUUACAAGUCCUUAUCAUUUUUCCUUUGGACAUGAUUGUGAUGCUUUUUCUCAUAUGAGAAUCCUUCAGUUUACAUGGCCUCACACUGCUUUUGUCUGCAUCCUUUCCAAGAACUUAAAUAUAGGAAUAAAUAAUUC
This is a messenger RNA of Oenanthe melanoleuca, 3379 nucleotides long. It is a transcript of the gene NPSR1, whose product is annotated as neuropeptide S receptor 1. NCBI's taxonomy places the organism in Eukaryota, Metazoa, Chordata, Aves, Passeriformes, Muscicapidae. The transcript has 9 exons. The record is from RefSeq and is a predicted model, not a curated record. Bases 108 to 1229 code for a protein of 373 amino acids. Gene Ontology annotation, molecular function: vasopressin receptor activity; neuropeptide receptor activity. Gene Ontology annotation, cellular component: cytoplasm; membrane. Gene Ontology annotation, biological process: positive regulation of release of sequestered calcium ion into cytosol; neuropeptide signaling pathway.